AUGAACAUAAUGAAAUCUCUUGUUGUUGUAUUUUUUCCAGAUGACUACUUGGCUGUAGUAAUUGCUCUGGGAGUGUUGUCGGCCAUUCUGUUGAUUGUUGUUAUGAUAUUAUCAUGUUGCCUAUACAGAACAUGUCGUAUUAAAAGCAGCAAUGACUUAGAAAAGGUUCCCGCGGAGAAUAAACCAUCCCUGCAACAGCCAGUCAUGGUAUCCGUACCAGAACCGCCCACUAGUCCAACUUUAAAAGAUUUUGCUUGCCAGGUACAACUACACCAUACUGUGGAAACAAAAGAUCUGACUGAACCUAACAUCAACUCUGAAAUGAAUGAAAUACGUAUUCCGAGGGCAGAGAUUGGCUGCCAAGUAACCUUAACGGAAUCAGACAGAUUAACUGAUUUUAUGAUGUCUGAAGUACCACCAUUGAAACACAAAGAUAAAGGUGUAUCAACAGAAGCAAUAUUACAGUCUAAUGGACAAUGUCAAACAGACAUGAUUAAGACAAAAAAUCAGAAAAGUCAAGCAAAUAUCAAAACAAAGAAAAAUGUUCAAACUACAAGCAGUCAAACGGAUAUUAUCCAUCGAGACGAUAAAAAACAAGGGGAAGCUAAACAAUUCACAAUUGGCCCUGAUAAAACACCUAUCAAGCCUGUGGCUAAUGGAAAUAUUCCAGCAUUUGUAGAUGAAGAUGAAGCGUCUCCAAUCCAAAUGGAAAAUGUAAUUAUCAGCAAACAUAAACACAAAAGGAAGACAAGGAAAAAGAAAAAGAUUCCAAAAAGUGACGAUGAACGUGACAUUCGUAAUAUAUCUCCUGAUACUCUAGAUAUAGCCAGUGUAGAUUCAAUCAAAGACAUUCCGGCAAAUAAAAGAUUUUUUUUUACACCGGAAAAGGAAGUAUAUAAACCGGAACCGGAAAUGUCUCAACCGGAAACGGUUGUACACAGUUAUCAAACCGAUAAUACUGAUACUGAAAGUCCGGAUACGUAUAGUAGGGAAGUUCGCCCAAUUCAGGUAAUGCCAUUUAGCCCAACUGUUGCCAAGGAGAUUAAACAUGUUUAUAAAGUUCGUAGCGUGAUGGAAAGUGCUUUCUUUACUCAGGAAAAGAAUGAGGAAAAGCUACUACACAUGAUAAGACGUCAAUCCAAGGGGAAACGAGUAAAGAAACGAAAAGAUUCACAUUGCUAACAAACAUGAUAUCAUAACAGUAUUAUUCGAAUUAC
Messenger RNA from Ruditapes philippinarum (Manila clam), 1217 nucleotides. RefSeq lists its product as uncharacterized. The transcript has 2 exons. Lineage: Eukaryota; Metazoa; Mollusca; Bivalvia; Venerida; Veneridae. Bases 1 to 1182 code for a protein of 393 amino acids. The record is from RefSeq and is a predicted model, not a curated record.